AUGAUUUCCAAAUUUCUUCUAUGCUUCCUGAUCUUGUCACUCUUUGGUUUGACGGAAUCUUUUUCACCAAGUGCCAUCACACCGCCGGUACUACGACAUCAACGAUCAACCGAUCGAAUCUGUGCUGCAUAUUCAACCAAAAGAAAUGGAUGUGGAAUGCGAUUACCAAAGCGAUCAAUCAAAUUGGCUGCUAGGCUUCCAACAAAUCAAGAGACUGCUACUGAUAGCAAGGCUGCUGUGGGAAUGCCAAUCUGGAGGAGGAUCCGCGGUAUCAAACUCACGGCACAUGAACACUCGAGAUUCCUUUCGAGAAUCCGACGGGUUCUUCCCGCCUUGGGAGUAUUGCUGAUCUUUCCUCUCAAAGCUGCAGCCUCCGAUACCAUGGUGAUGAGUCCCAUGGUAAUGAGCCCUGUUUCAGCAUCCGUUGAGUUUCGAUUGACUAUGCGUCUAGUCAUGGCGGCCCUUUUGGGAGCGGGUCUCGGUAAGGAACGAUCAACAUCGAAGCAAUCGGCGGGGGUGCGAACCAUGGCACUGGUGGCCAUGGGAGCUUCAGCCUUUACGCUUUGCUCGAUCUAUGGCUUCAAUGUCAUUGGUGGCAAGCACGAUCCGGCGCGUAUGGCGUCUCAAGUUGCCAGUGGAGUGGGCUUUGUGGGAGCUGGUGUCAUUACGAGUACCUCUCAUUUGAAUGGACGCAACAUUGUGCACGGACUGACUACGGCAGUUACCAUUUGGCUGUCAGCGGCAGUAGGUGUGGCAUGUGGGACCGGACUGUUUCAAGUGGCAACGGCGGCAGCAGGCUUGACCAUUUUCAUUUUGAAACUCGGACGCCUUCCACCACCAUCUGAAACGACAACAACAACUCAAAAUUUGAACAGCGAAAAUAUCAAACAGAGUGGCACAAACGUCUCUAUUAGGAAACGAGCCAUUCCAUUCAAAUCCUCUGCUACACCUGUCGGCUGUACUGACGAUGACGACUGUUUUUCGGGGAACCACGAGGCGGGGAGCCAUGACAUGGCCGAAUGGGAUGAACAUCAUCACACUGUCCAGAGUAUUUUGGACGACGAGAUGCCACCAAUAAUACAAGAAGCUCGCAAGAAAAUUGAGCAUGAAAAUCACCGAUUAUCCAUGAUUCACGAUGAAGAAGCGGCUGCCUUGAAAAAAGCAGGGUAUGAAGUAUCAAAACACUCAGAGCCUGCUCACAUCAAAAUUGUUGUGGAUGAGGAUCCCGAAAUGGUAGAGAUUAUGCAAAAUGCUUGGAAAAGCAAUAACACAAACAGCCAUGAGAUGCAUGUUAAGCAUAUGCAACGGUUCGCACACGAUUUUGCCAACGAGACUGUCAACACAUCGUCAUAA
Messenger RNA from Cylindrotheca closterium, 1353 nucleotides. Lineage: Eukaryota; Bacillariophyta; Bacillariophyceae; Bacillariales; Bacillariaceae. The record is from the annotation of a GenBank genome assembly.